Molecule: messenger RNA, 1059 nt
Organism: Aspergillus steynii IBT 23096
Lineage: Eukaryota; Fungi; Ascomycota; Eurotiomycetes; Eurotiales; Aspergillaceae
Product: NAD(P)-binding protein
Exons: 3
Coding region: 7-1059 (350 amino acids)
Molecular function (GO): oxidoreductase activity, acting on the CH-OH group of donors, NAD or NADP as acceptor
Source: RefSeq, a predicted model, not a curated record
CCAGAGAUGAAGGUUAACAACCUCGUAAUCCCCUUUGACUCCGAAGUGGCAGUUAUCGGGGCCAACGGCUACAUCGGGGUAGAAACCUGCGAGAAAUUGCUACAAGCCGGAUACCGUGUGCGAGGAACAGUGCGAGACGUGGAGCAACAGCUCUGGAUGAGAGAACUAUUUGAGAAGAAGUGGCCUGGAAAGUUCAACCUGGUCUGCGUCAAGGACUUUGAGGUUGAAGAUGCCUUUGACAUGGCAUUCAAAGGGGUGGCUGGCGUCAUUUAUGUCUCGACACCGGUCAUAUUCAGUCCUGAUCAGACGCAAGCUAUCGACCGGGUGGUAAAAGGCACGAUCAAUACUCUGGAAGCUGCUGCCCGAGCGGGCGUGAAGCGCUACGUCCUCAGCUCCAGCUCCAAAGCGGUCGAAUCGACGGUCUACAAUGUACCGCAUGUGCUGGAUGUCUCGACAUUCAACUACGACGAUCUUCAAAAGGCGAGAGAAGAGCCGACCGUGCCGACAUUCGAAAGAGCACUCAGAGUGUAUAGCGCGGGCAGGACAGCAGCCGAGCUGGCAUUCUGGGACUGGAUUAAAAACAACAAUCCCCCUUUUGUGGCCAAUGUAGUUGUACCGGAUGGAAACUUUGGUCGUGUUCUUGACAUAGAACAUACAAACACAGGGCCGACGUCGUCAGUUGGUAUGCUCAAGCGCGUGCUCGCUGGGGAGCGAGAGGGGAUUUUCCCAUACGUCGGGUAUUUGAUUGACGUGCAAGAUACAGCACGUCUACUAGUUGCAGCUCUGUCGCUGUCGUCCGUCGCUGGCGAGCGCAUUUUCGCAUACAAUAGCCAUUACACCUGGAAUGAACUGCGUCAUCGAGUGCGUCGUCUGUUCCCAGACCGACCGGAGAUAAUCACUGGAGAGGACUAUGAGGAUAUCGGGAGGGACCUGGGGAAUGCCGAUGACCUCAUUCAGCGAUCUGAAGCUUUGUUGAGAGAGGUUGGACAACCAAGUUUCACUGCGGUGGAUGACAUGCUUCGGGACUUUGUGAGCAGUGUUUACUCCAAGCACACAUGA